Messenger RNA from Epithele typhae, 1299 nucleotides. RefSeq lists its product as uncharacterized. The transcript has 2 exons. Bases 1 to 1299 code for a protein of 432 amino acids. The record is from RefSeq and is a predicted model, not a curated record. NCBI's taxonomy places the organism in Eukaryota, Fungi, Basidiomycota, Agaricomycetes, Polyporales, Epitheliaceae.
AUGGUGUUCCUGGGCAUCGGCUUGCUUAAUGAUUUUGAAUCGGGCGGUUCUCUAACGUUUAAUAUUCACGCAGAGGCAAUCACGACCACAGUCGAAAGCUCGGUCAUUAUUCCGGUCACCUCGACCGGGUCCACACCGAUCUCCACUCUUUUCUCCCCAUGCCCUUCCACUGGCGGCGGCAAUUCUACCACUUCUGUCUCCACCAGCACCACCACUUCCGGCGUUUCGACGUCUGUCUCCACCAUCAUCGGUUCAUCUGCUACAACGCUCCCGAAUGGACAAGUCUCGUACUUCACGUUCACCUCCACCGAGACCAAGAUUCUCUCCCCAACGAUUGGUGCAAAUAGCAAUAGCAAUAACGACAGCUCAACCGUACCUCUUGGACCCGUCAUUGGAGGCGCGCUCGGAGGAUUUGUCGGCUUGAUCGUGUUGGCUGUGUUGUUCUGGUAUUGCUGGCGUCGCAAAGACGGGAUCCGGCAGCUGUGGAACAAGGAGCACAUGCCCAACUUCGAGCCAUCGACGCACGCCUCGUGGAUACACCGCUCGGAAAUGAACUACCCCGCGCCAGGUCCCGAGCCAAAGCCGUACAUGUACGGUCUGGUCGGUGGCAAGACGUCCACCCCCUCCCGCUCCUCCUCUCCGAAUGGCUCCCCGGUCCCCACGCGCCCGCAGUCCAUUGCGCACCCGACCAACCUGGGCCUCCCCGCCGGCCAGCUGACGCCUGGGUCGUACGCGCCCGGCUACGGAGGCUCCAACCACGGGCACACGACCACCCCAGGGCACUCCCCCAGUCCGUACGCCACCGCGUUCCCUCCCCAAGGCAGCCAGCCGCCCACCCCCGGCAUGCACAACGUCCCUGGGCCUGGCCCCAUGGGCUUCGCACAAGCGCAGAUACAACCGCUUCCGUCCGCGUACAUCACUCCCCUCCCACCAUCUCCCCUACCCGCUCCUGCUCCUGCUCCUGCCCAGCCUCAGCCUCAGCCUCAGCCUCAGCCCACCCUUGCAGCCCCCGCACCUCCCGCCCCCGCGAAGACGUCGGCACGACGCGAGGUGACCUCGGUCGGAACCGCUGUCAGCUACCCGACUCCGGUCCCCCUACGGUCGGAGGAUCUGCGCGAGGCCGAGUCGGACGACGAGGGCGACGGGAGCUCGGUGCCGUACCGACCGCCGCGGCUGUCGCUGCGGCUCGCGAACUGGAACCCGGACACGGACGGGGAGCUGUUCCCGCGCGCGAGCGGCGAGGACGACCGGCGGGGCGUGGUGCGGCAGCGGCGCGGGACGCAGGACGACAAGACUUGA